AAGAAUUAUCAGCAAAUGCCUUUUAAUCCUCGGGAAGGCAAUUGGAGAUAGACACACACACACACUAUAUGUGUGUAUAUAUAUAUAUAUCUGUAUAUAUAUAUAUAUACACACACAAAGCUUAGUUUCAGUUUGGAUCCUGUGGUUGAGUUACUGCUGAGCACAGGCCCCACGCUGCUGCAGGAAGCCGCUGCCCCCAGGCCAGGCGGUUCCCUGCUGGCAGCCGCUUUGCAGCAUCCUCCCUGCUCGUAGAGCCAGCGGGCAGCAGCGGGGGCACGAGCAGGCUGGGCUGCACAGCGUCCUGCAAACUGGGGGACCCCACCCCGCACGUUUAGCAGGGAUGAGGGAUAGGGACACCUGCAUGACACCGAGCCCUCCUGCCAUGCAGGGCAGCAGGAGCAGCUUGGGGACAGGAGGGGACACAUGCAACAGCCCUGGCUGUUACUCUCCCUCUUUGCUUCCCCACACAAAGGUUCUCCUGUUUGUCCCAUUAGUGCCAUCAUUAAAAACCAGUUAGUCUCCUACGGAGAGCAAACGCAGCUUGGCCAGCCCUGCUGAGGGGCUGUGCAGCCGGGACGUGUGUCUCCCUGGCGCUGUGGUGCAGCGCUCCCCUCCUGCUUGUGUACUGGAGCUAAUUGGUGUAGGGUGCCCAGGAGCCCAGCUUUGCACCUUGUUAGCAUGGCAAUUAGCUCUCUUUGCCUUCCUGAUUGCUCAUGUGCAUAUUUGACUCCAAUCCAUCUUUCCAGCGAGUUAUAAAUGCGGUGCAGGGGAGGCAGGGGGGAGUCGAGCUGGGGCUGGGACAGCAGAGCCAUGCUGGGGACCGUCCUGCUGCUGCUGGUGCUGGCACGGCCGGCGUGCCCGAGCCCGGCCAGCACAGCAAGCCGGCGAGCUGAGGCGCUCAAGAGGCUGCUGGAAGUCUUUGGCAUCGAAGACCCUCCGCCCCCCCCAGCUCACUUCAAGCAGCCGCCCCAGUACAUGGUGGAUCUGUUCAACACCGUGGCCAACGCUGACGGUGUUACCAAGAACCCCGACAUCCUGGAGGGCAACACGGUCCGCAGCUUCUUGGAUAAAACUCAUGGCGAGAAGAUGCGGUUCCUUUUCAUCCUUUCAAGCGUGGCCAAGAAUGAAAAGAUCUUGACCGCGGAGCUGCAUCUCUUCCGCCUCUGGCCAAAAGCCACCGACGGGCCCAAACGGCACCACUUCUGCCAGGUCAGCAUCUACCAAAUUCUGGGUAAGACUGAACCGGACUCCCCCCAGGGGCAGAAGCUGCUGGCGUCCAGGCUCCUCUCACUGCAGGGCUCUGGCUGGGAGGUCUUUGCCAUCACACAGGCUGUUCGCGACUGGACCGAAGAUGAGAGUAGCAAUCGGGGUUUGCUGGUGACAGUCCAUGGCCUGGGCGGGAGCCCACUCGACUCCCCUGCUAUACAGUUUGCGUCCAGCAGGGACCACCACGAGAGCAAGAAGCCCAUGCUGGUCCUGUUCACCGAUGACGGGCGCCGGGGAGCAUCCCUGCCCACGGCGGACUUCCCAGAUUUACAGCCUCAGGAUCCUGUUCUUCCUGCCAAGAUGACAGUGCCCAAGCUGAACGGGCCACGCAGCACACGCUCACUGGACCGGCUCCAGCCCUGCCAGAGGCACCCCUUGUCUGUGGACUUCGAGGAGAUCGGCUGGUCUGGGUGGAUCAUCUCGCCGCGGGGCUACAACGCCUACCACUGCAAAGGCUCCUGCCCCUUCCCGCUGGGCGAGAACAUGCGGCCAACCAACCACGCCACCGUGCAGUCCAUCAUCAACGCCCUCAAGCUGAGUGAGGGUGUCAGCAGCCCCUGCUGCGUGCCGGACAAACUCCAUUCCAUCAACCUCCUCUACUUUGACGACGAUGAGAACGUGGUCCUCAAGCAGUACGACGACAUGGUGGCUGGGAGCUGUGGCUGCCACUGAGGCAGGAGGAGAAAGUGGAGGCUGCUGCUGCUCCCUCUGGGAGCACUGGGAGGCAAUGUGGAGAUUUCCUCACGCAGAGGAAUCUCUCUGCGAGGGUCUGUCCCACAAAAACCCACAGCGGUACCAAAGAGACUGGGCAGAGCAGAGCAAGGAGGUGCCCGGCUCUGCCCAGGAAGGCUCAGGGCUGAACUGAACAGACCCAAAUGAGCCUACAGAGCUGGCAGCCCUGGGGGAACGGCUCUGUUUCUGGGUGCCCCACGCAGGGUGUGCAGGUUUCCUUGCCUACAAAGGCUUCCUGCAGGCUGUACUAUAUGUAAAUAGCAAGAGCACUAAUAUAUGACAGAAACUGCCUGUACAGUGUCCUGUAAAUGUCUGUACAUUGCUGCAUUUUGUAAAAUGAAUUCAGAGGAGCUAUUAAACGUGCUGUUCUCAGCGGGGUUUCUUCUGUGAUCACUGCUUGUGACAAUGCUGGCCGAGGGACAGCAAACACCCUGUGGGGCAGCAGGAGCAGAGAAGUGACGAUUCAGCUGCAGUUCAGCCUCUGGGGCAGUUUUGGUUGCUGAUUUCUGUUCCUUGGACGUGUUUCCCAGCCCAAUGCCUUCAGGAUCUGUCAGCCAGAUGCCGUGGUGGGGGGAUCCCUGCAGAGCAGGGGUGGGUGCUGGGGCUCAGGGCAGCUGCAGGCGUGCCCAUCUUGCCUCCUCCCAACAGUUUCACUGCAGCAGUAGCUUAACCAGGGCCCCAGACACCAGCACCCCACCCCCAGCACCUCCAAGCUCAGCUUGCCAGUGACCAAGUCCCACCCCAGCAGGUAGGCACCAGUUUCGUCCCCACUGCUUGCC
This is a messenger RNA of Cygnus olor (mute swan), 2777 nucleotides long. Its product is annotated as bone morphogenetic protein 2-like. Gene Ontology annotation, molecular function: cytokine activity; growth factor activity. The transcript is spliced from 5 exons. Gene Ontology annotation, cellular component: extracellular region. Bases 757 to 1938 code for a protein of 393 amino acids. The record is from RefSeq and is a predicted model, not a curated record. Lineage: Eukaryota; Metazoa; Chordata; Aves; Anseriformes; Anatidae. Gene Ontology annotation, biological process: SMAD protein signal transduction.